AUGGACGAUUACGAAAGGGACUCCAGCUCUGAGAACGAGCACGAGCAGGAGGACGACAUCACUAUGAACGAUGCCGACGCCGACAACGACGCCGAUGAUGACAACGAUAAUGACAAUGAUAACGACAAUCCCGAGCACGACGAAGACGACAACGACAACGACGAUGAUGAUGAUGAUGAUGAUCAGGACCAACACGACGACGAGGACGACGACGGCCAAGAGCAACAGCCCAGUGGCUUAAAUGGGGCCGCCAAUGCCGCUGCCGCUCGAUCAUCAGCUACACCAGGACCGCACUUGACACCCAAGUGGCAGCCCACAGUAAGCCCUGAAGUCCUCAACGCCAGGACGUACGAUAUCGUGCCUACCAUGGCCGCCCCCAUGGCCACCAGCGUCAAUGCGAUAGCCAUCACCCCUGAUCUCCGCUACUGGAUGACAGGUGGAAGCGACGGGUAUAUACGGAAGUACGAUGGGCCAGGCACAAUCAACGGCAAGACCCUUUUAACCGUAGCGCAACGUCACCCUUUCGUCGAUUCGGUCACCAAAGCUGGCGUGCUGAUGUCGUACUGGGAGAACGCCGAGCCCUCAACUGCCUCGGCGCGUCAGGAAGAUGUCGUCCUCAGCCCCGUGUACAGUUUGGCCGUGCAGUCGCAAGCCCUUUGGCUCCUGUCGGGCCUCGAGAGUGGAGGAAUCAACUUGCAAAGCGUCCGCCACGACGAGGGAAAGCGCAUCACCUGCUUGCAAAAGCACACCAAUGCCGUCAGCGUGCUGUCUCUUACCCCCGACGAGAAGAGUGUCUUGAGCGGAAGUUGGGACAAGAACAUAUUCGAUUGGGAUCUGAACACCGGGCUAGUAUCUCGGCAGUUUGACGGCAGGGGUGGCCAAAUUUCCGCCAUUGAGAUCAGACCGGCUGGCGGUGCACCAGUACCUCCGGAGGCUGCCGAGGAGCCAGCCCCGAGUGACACUCUAUCUCAUGACAAUGGCCAGCCUGGCACCGACGAUGACUACGGAUUUGGAGUAGACGGCGGGUUCGGCGUCAAUGGCAAGAUGGAAUCGAAUGGCGCUGGUGCUAGUGGCAACAAUACCCAGCCGCCAAACGGAGCCGACGGCAUGGGGGACACCCAAGGCAGCCCUGCUAAUGACAGUCUGUUCGGAGGCAGUCCAGCUGGAGGGUCAGAUCUCUUUGGCGACGACGACGGGAUGGGAGCUUUUGGGGGUGACGACGAGAACGAGUUCUCGCGCGCCAUGAGGCAGGACACGGCACGGGACGCUGAUGCGGAUGCGGAUGCCACAUUGGGAGAUUACGCUAUAUCUGGGCCGUCGUUCGAUGCUGGAGCUGGCUCGGCACUCACUGUCCAGCCAGCGCCGGAGCCCCUGAAGCAAGACCCAGGGUCCCUCUUUGGGGAUAGCAAUAUCGACUCGUUCGACGAAAGCCUCGCGAAUGGCAACAACAACAACAAUGAGCCCUCAUCGAUCCCACCCGUGCCAGACUUUCCGAUACCCCCUGUGAGUGAUGCCUCGCUGCCGACGGAAAGCACCGUCAUGUCGUCAACUGUGAUACCAGCGACCCAUGACGUGGCACCGCAGUCGCCAUCAACCGUGCUCGCGGCGCCAUCCACACUACAGCACGACGCCACGCAAACAUCAGACAGCACCUUCCUUUCGGCGUCGAUCGAUGGGAUGCUACGGGUUUGGGACAGGCGGAUGCCCAACCCCGUUGCGAGGAUAGGUAAUCGACCCGGUGUGCCUCCGUGGUGUAUGGCAGCAUGCUGGAGCCCCGACGGGAACUGGAUCUACGCCGGACGUCGGAACGGCACGGUCGAGGAGUUCAACAUACACAACGCGAGGGGAGGGCGGGCCGGCUGGCAGCCAGAGCGAGUGUUCAAGUUCCCUGGCGGCAGCGGGCCCGUGAGCUGCGUGCGGCCCAUGGCCAACGGACGGCACCUCAUCUGCGCAUCCCACGACAUCCUCCGCCUCUACGAUCUCCGCUCCGAGCAUCAUUCGGUCAAGCACUCUCCGCCGCCCUUUCUCAUCGUGCCUGGACCUCCCCGUGCUGGUGUUAUAUCCAGCCUGUAUGUCGACGCGUCCAAUCGCUUCAUGCUCUCAGCAGCUGGCAAUCGAGGAUGGGAGGGCACAUCCACUGAGGUCCUGAUCGGAUACGAGAUCAAUGUGCCGCCAUAG
Messenger RNA from Anthostomella pinea, 2178 nucleotides. The record is from the annotation of a GenBank genome assembly. Lineage: Eukaryota; Fungi; Ascomycota; Sordariomycetes; Xylariales; Xylariaceae.